AUGAGUCAUGUGGUUCGGAGAAAAAGUUCUCGGGAUGGAGAGAGAUCAAGUUCCGCUCCGCUUUCGCCGAGUUGCCCUCUCUGUGGCACCUUUAGCAUUUUCAGCACCUUCGAUUUCUCCUCCUUCUCUACUUUCACAGACAUAUCAGGCCAAUACUACUACAAAUCCCAUAUAUCAAACACCCCUCCGCAUACCUCCCCGCAUACCCCUCCGAUUCCGCAUUCCGCAUUCCGCAUUUACGCCGCUACCAACCCAAUCACAAUGAGUCCACCAGCACCCCUAGAUGUCAACCUGGUGGGCAUCACCGAUACAUCGGCUGUCCCUAUCCCGGAUCCCUUGACAUUCAAUGGCGUGUCUGCAUGGAGACAGAAGAUGGCCAAGGUGCCCACCGGCGUGGCUGCGGCAUCCAACAGUGAUAUGUUUAAGAGCCCGAUCUGCUAUACCAAGCCCAAGGCUAAGCGGUUCGAACACCGUUUUUCACUCGAAGCCAAGUCUCGCAAGGCGUCCACUUUGAAGACUGCCGCUCGUUACCUGAAAAACCCAGGCCUUAUUUCCCUCGGUGGUGGACUGCCCUCACCUGAAUACUUCCCCUUCGAGCACUUGGAUAUCAAGGUCCCUACUGCCCCCGGAUUCUCUCCGGAGGCCACUCAGAAGUCAGGCACGGUUCUUCGUGCUGGAAAGCAUGAUAUUCAAGAAGGAACUAGCACCUACGACUUGGAGAUUGCCCUUAACUACGGACAAGCUACCGGAGCUGCGCCAUUGCUUCGUUUUGUCACGGAGCACACCGAAAUCAUUCACAGCCCUCCAUACUCUGACUGGCAAUGCACCCUGACUGCUGGCAGCACCUAUGCCUGGGACACUGCUCUCCGCUUGUUCUGUGAGCGCGGAGACUACAUCCUCAUGGAGGAAUAUACCUUUGCCAGCGCCGCCGAGACCGCCUUCCCCCUGGGCAUAAAGGCCGUGGGCAUCCCAAUGGACGAGCAAGGUCUCAUCCCGGAGGGAAUGGACAAAAUCCUCAACAACUGGGACGUCGCCGCCCGGGGUGCACGCAAGCCUCACGUCCUGUACACCAUCCCAACAGGGCAGAACCCGACUGGUGCCACCCAGUCCGCAGAACGCCGCCGGGCCGUGUACAAGGUCGCGCAGAAGCACGAUCUCAUCAUCGUUGAGGACGAACCCUACUACUUCCUGCAGAUGCAGCCCUAUACCAGCGGGGACGCCUCCCCAGUGCCUCCCCCUCCACCCACGAUGAGUUCAUCAAGUCACUUGUUCCCUCGUUCCUGA
Molecule: messenger RNA, 1284 nt
Organism: Penicillium samsonianum
Lineage: Eukaryota; Fungi; Ascomycota; Eurotiomycetes; Eurotiales; Aspergillaceae
Exons: 8
Coding region: 1-1284 (427 amino acids)
Biological process (GO): L-tyrosine biosynthetic process; aromatic amino acid catabolic process
Molecular function (GO): L-2-aminoadipate:2-oxoglutarate transaminase activity; aromatic-amino-acid:2-oxoglutarate transaminase activity; pyridoxal phosphate binding
Source: RefSeq, a predicted model, not a curated record